AUGGGGCCUCCUCUUUACCACCUAUCAGAUUUGGCCCUUCCCUCCUACCAAGGAGACCGCUGGUAACAUUCACAUUUUUACAUGGAAUUUUUCGAAAUAAAGGGGGCGGUAUAGGAUUCGAACCCCCGAUAUCACUGCUAAGACCCUCCGACUCACCCACUCGAGCCGCUUAGCCCUUCUUAAAUUGGUGAUUAAGGUGCAUCUGGUUUAGGUUAAGCUUUAGCAAAUUGCACUAAUAUCUCAAAAUUGACACUAAAUCUUGGUGAUAAUUAAAUUGGUGAUUAAGGUAUAUCAGGUUUAGGUUUUGCUUUAGCAAAUUGCACUAACCUCUCAAAUUUGACACUUUAUCUUUAUGGUAAUUAAAUUGGUGAUUAAGGUGCAUCUGGUUUAGGUUAAGCUUUAGCAAAUUGCACUAAUAUCUCAAACUUAACACUUAAUCUUGGGAAUUAAAUUGGUGUAAUUGUCGCAUUAGGCUUAGGUAAAGCUUUAGCAAAUUGUGCACAUCUCUCAAAUUUGACACUUUAUCUUAGUAGAAAUUAAAUUGAUGAUUAAGGUGCAUUAGGCUUAGGUUCUGCUUUAGCAGAUUGCACUAAUCUCUAAAAUUUGACACUUAUUCUUGAUGGAAAUUAAAUUGGUGAUGAAGGUGCAUCAGGUUUAGGUUCUGUUUUAGCAAAUUGCGCUAAUCUCUCAAAUUUGACACUUUAUCUUAGUAGAAAUUAAAUUGAUGAUUAAGGUGCAUUAGGCUUAGGUUCUGCUUUAGCAGAUUGCACUAAUCUCUAAAAUUUGACACUUAUUCUUGAUGGAAAUUAAAUUGGUGAUGAAGGUGCAUCAGGUUUAGGUUCUGUUUUAGCAAAUUGCGCUAAUCUCUCAAAUUUGACACUUUAUCUUAGUUAGAAUUAAAUUGGUGUAAUUGGUGCAAUAGGCUUAGGUUCUGCUUUAGCAAAUUACAUUCAUCUCUCAAAUUUGACACUUAAUCUUAGUUACAAUUAAAUUGGCGAUUAAGGUGCAUCAGGCCUAGGUUCUGCUUUAGCCAAUUGCAAUAAUCUCUCAAAUUUGAUACUUGAUUUAUGUGAUAAUUAGAUUAGUGGUUAAGGUGCAUCAGGUUUAGGUUCUGGUCUAGUAAAUUGUACUAAUCUCUCAAAUUUGACACUUCAUCUUAAUAGGAAUUAAAUUGAUGAUUAAGGUGCAUUAGGCUUAGGUUCUGCUUUAGCAAAUUGCACUAAUCUCUCAAAUUUGAAACUUUGUCUUAGUGCAAAUUAAAUUCGUGAUUUAGGUGCAUCAAGUUUUGGUUUAGCAAGUUGCACUAAUAUCUCAAAUUUGGCACUUGAUCUUCGUUACAAUUAAAUUCAUGAAUAAGGUGCAUUAGGCUUAGGUUCUGCUUUAGCAAAUUGCACUCAUCUCUAAAAUUUGUCACUUGAUCUUAGUGGAAAUUAAAUUGAUGAUUAAGGUGCAUUAGGCUUGGGUUCUGCUUUGGCAAAUUGCAUUAAUCUCUUAAAUUUGACACUUCAUCUUAG
Molecule: messenger RNA, 1514 nt
Organism: Tetrahymena thermophila SB210
Lineage: Eukaryota; Ciliophora; Oligohymenophorea; Hymenostomatida; Tetrahymenidae
Exons: 15
Biological process (GO): nucleocytoplasmic transport; activation of GTPase activity
Cellular component (GO): perinuclear region of cytoplasm; cytosol; nucleus
Molecular function (GO): small GTPase binding; GTPase activator activity
Source: RefSeq, a predicted model, not a curated record